Messenger RNA from Ictalurus furcatus (blue catfish), 6407 nucleotides. RefSeq names its product FA complementation group D2 (gene fancd2). The record is from RefSeq and is a predicted model, not a curated record. The transcript is spliced from 43 exons. Bases 334 to 4662 code for a protein of 1442 amino acids. NCBI's taxonomy places the organism in Eukaryota, Metazoa, Chordata, Actinopteri, Siluriformes, Ictaluridae. Gene Ontology annotation, molecular function: DNA polymerase binding. Gene Ontology annotation, cellular component: condensed chromosome; nucleus. Gene Ontology annotation, biological process: double-strand break repair involved in meiotic recombination; mitotic intra-S DNA damage checkpoint signaling; interstrand cross-link repair.
UAGAAAAUGGAUGGUCAGGUGCCCACAAACGUUUGGUAGUAUUUUGUGUUUAGGGGAAAUGUGAUUAAAGCAGUUUUUAAAAAAGAAAAUGUUUGUUUCUGUCUUAAAGGUUUAGAAAUGUGUUUCUAGACCAGAGAAAAAGGUUUCAGAAUUCCUAGUUGUUGUUGUUGUUGUUGUUUUUACAUGGUACAAAAACCCCCCACGUUUGUUGCUCAAGUGUAUGUAAAUAGCAGUGAAGAAUGAUAAUACUGCUGUUCAUAUAAAACACAGGUUUCCAACCCUGGUUGUGGAAUACCCCCUGGCACUUCCUGUACCUGCCAAGAGUAGCUGAGGAUGAUGCGCAAAAAGAAAAGAUCUUCAUCUGUUUCAGUCGAUGAAGAUCCAGCCACACGCGUUGUUCCCAAAUCAAAGAAAAGCAAGUCCACUGGACGGCCAGCCAAAUCCCUUUCCGCUACCGUUCCUGAUUCUGUAUUUGGUCACAUGCUUCAGGAAUCAGGUGUCAUCUUGAGACAAGGAAACAUGGCCAAUGAGAUCGCCGUGGAUCAAGUUGUGUUUCAGAAGAGAUUACAGCAGCAUCUGAGAAAGAGUCCCAGAUAUCCCAAUAUCAUUCAGGAGUUUAUAUCUGGCUUGGAGUCACACUUUGAAGACCCUGAGAGGUUUAGGAACUGCCUGCUUCCAUGUGUGCCACGUUCUGCAGGCGAGGGAGACACCAGUUCAAGUUCGUUUCAGGAGAGCCUGGUGCGGAUGCUUCUGGGUGUUGAGAUACUACAGACCCUGGUCAUAAACACUUUGUUUGAGAAGCUUCCAGAGUUCAUGUUUGAAGGUGUUGGAGAGGAUGGUCUGAAUAUUCCACACCUCAUCAUUAAUCAGCUGAAGUGGCUCGAUCGACUUGUGGAUUGCAAGGAUUUGGGCAGUAAGCUGAUGCAGCUCGUGUCUAUAGCUCCUGUUGAGAUCCAGCGUGACAUCAUCACCAGUUUACCUGAAAUACUGGAGGACUCGCAGCAUGGAGACAUGGCCAGGGAGCUCAAUGCCUUACUCCAGCAGAACACCCAGCUGACUGUUCCCAUCCUGGAUGCUCUGUCCAGCCUCAACCUCAGUUCCACAUUGCUUUCUGAGGUCCGUGGUGCUGUCAUGGCGACCGUCGCCGCAGUGCAGCUGGAGGAUCUCCCUGUUGUAGUGAAGUUCAUCUUACACUCCAUCUCUGCUUCUGACGCUAAUGAGGUGGUGUGUACUUUACGAAAGAAGCUGGAGUUGGAGCAGUGUGUGUUGUCAUCAGUGCUACAGGCCUCUCAGAGCCGUGAUAAGAGCAAAAAGAACAGAGGGUCCUCCAGUGUCCCAGCAUGCAGCAGUAACGACAGCGUGGCUCUGGUCCUGGAGGUGAUUAAAUCAGCUGUGCGUUUUCAGAAGACUAUCUCUGAGGCCUGGCUCAAGGCCAUAGAGAGUGUCACUGAGCAAGAAGAUCACAAGGUGGUUGACGUGUUGGUUUUGCUUAUUCUCCACUCCACUAACGCUAACCAGAGUCGACGUGGGGCCGAGAGAGUGCUGAAGGCGAAAGUGCGUGGCGGCCUCAUUCACGAAGCACUGCUGAAUAAGACUUUUAGGGACUACGCUCAGGUGAUGCGUGGGUAUUUUCCAAGCAUUCUUUCCUUGGCACAAGGGCUGCUGCGUUCUACAGACUGCUGUGUAGUGCCCUUUGGAGGACACAUUUACAAACAGGCCUUCACUGCCUUUGACUCCUACUGCCAGCAGGAAGUGGUGGGCUCGCUGGUCACUCACGUGUGCAGUGGUGUGAGCGGAGAGGUGGACGUGGCUCUGGAGCUGCUGUGUGAGUUAGUAUCCCAGAAGCCCACAGAGAUGGCACAGUAUGCUGUCUUUGUUAAGGGAAUUCUGGACUACAUGGACAACUUGAGUCCUCAGCAGAUCCGCCGUCUUUUCCAUGUUCUCAGCUGCUUGGCAUUUGGACAAGACCAACACGGCAGCCAUAUUCAGGACGAUAUGCACAUAGUGAUCCGAAAGCAGUUGUCCAGUACAGUGCCUAAGUACAAACGCAUCGGCAUCAUCGGUGCUGUUAUGAUGGUGGGGAGUAUGGCAGCACGAAGAGACCGGUCAGAAGGCUCUCAGGGAGGUACACUGCCCAAAGACACGCAUCGACAGGUGACGGUGCUUCUGGAGUUGGUGCGGUCGUGCAGUGAAGGCUCAGCCGAGGCCGCUGCGCUGUACUAUGACGAACUGGCCAACCUGCUGCACAACCACAGACUGGACCCACUGGUGCAGGCGUGGAUUGGCAAGAGCGUGCUGGAGGAUUUCCAGGAGGACUUUGUUGUGGACCUUGGACCAGAGAUACCUGGCUCAUUUCCAUUCACUGCCUCAGCUAUGUACAAUCUGGAUGAAGAUGAGAGUCAAGGAGGAAUUGCCAUUAACCUGUUGCCCCUAAUGGCUAAGGAUCUGCUGAACAAAGCAGACAGCCACAGGGACGGCAGGCAUGUAUCUCCUCUGUGCCUGUCCUCGUUCUUCAGACUGCUGAGGCUGUGUGAGGAGGAGCAGCACCAGGGUGAUCUGGAGGAGAUCGAUGCUCUUCUAGGCUGUCCGUUGAUCCUGACAGAUAUGGAGGUGGUAGAGAAGGUAGAGAGUCUGUCUAAGGCAGAGCGAGAGUUCCUCUGCUCUCUGCUCUUCUACACCAUCAAUUGGUUCAGAGAGGUAGUAAAUGCAUUUUGCAAGCUGAAAGACCCUGAGAUGAAGAUGAAGGUUGUAACUCGUCUUCAGAACAUCACUUACCUGCAGACACUGUUGGAGACAUGCUUGGCAGUUAGCCCUGGAUUCACUCCUCCUCUGGCUAACUUUGACUGUGACAGUGCAGAAGUUUUGGCUCCCGCUCCUUCUGUUGCUCCUGCCAAGAAAGCGAAGAAGGAGUCCACAGGGAAGAAGAGGAAAAAAGCAUCAGCCAGUAAGAACUCAACAGACGGCUCACAACUGGAGGAGGCUGCUGAGGUCGACGAACCUCAGGCGCAGGACCACCCAGAGAAGGAGGUGAAAGCAGGGGUGAGUCUGUCCUCAUACUGGCCGUACUUUAGGGAACUGGACAUGGAGGCUCUGAACGUUUUGCAGUGUGGCCUGCUCUCCCGAUCAGUGCUGGACACCGAGCUCCAUAGCAAGGUGAGAGAGGAGGUACAGCUGGGUCCUGCAGAGUUGGUGUUCCUGCUGGAGGACAUGUGGCGUAAACUGGAUUUCAGCCUGGCUGCUGCUCCAGCAAAGAAAGCUCCGUUUCUCAAAGUGAAGGCAGACAGGGCAGUGGGAUUCUCUCACCUGCAGCAGAGAAGCUCCAAAGAUGUUGCUAGCUGCUGUGUUGAACUGCUAGGGACGUUGUGCACACACCUGGAGAACUGCCACAACCACUUUCAGACUUUCCUGAAUGAAAAUCAGGGAGUGGUGGAUGCUCUAGGUGUGGAUAUGAAUGUACAGCAGCUUAUGUGUUCAGCUUAUCAGCUCCUUCUGCAGGUCUUACACACAGCAUUUAGCUGGUCUGGCUUCUCCCAGCCGGAACAGCGGCCGCUGUUAAAGAGUGCUCUCAGUGUGCUCGCCAGCCGACUGAAGGAGAAAGAUGCAGACCUAACCCUGGAGCAGCUUAUAAAACACAGUUUUGAGUACCUGCUGAAUUUCCGGAGCACUGUGCCCAGCCUAAACACGGCUCUGAUCCUGACGCAGCUGCUCAUUGUGCUCAGUCAGUAUGGACGAUCCAGCCACAGCUUCUACAGAGAACACACCGCAUCCUUGGCUAAGCAUUUCCUGUGUCAGGAGUGGGUGACAGGAAGUGGUGGGAAGGAACGUGGGAACAAACACAACGAUGCACUCCAGAGUCUCCUCAGUAUUUAUCUAGGAAACGCUGAUGAUGUGCUGAAAGCAGUGGAAGAGAUUACAGAAAAUGGGAUCUCGGAGCUAUUAAAUGCUGCUAAAGAUGCCAGCUCUCGUAGCUGGCGCACACUCAACAGGCAGACUUUUUUGGUGUACUAUAAAGUUAUGAUGGCAGAGCUGGAGAAGUGUGUACGAAAGAUACCUCCUGGGAAACAGACAGACAGCAGAGAGGUCCAGAGUGAGAAACUGCUAGUGUGGAACUUGGCUGUCCGGGACUUCCAUAUUCUCAUUAACAUGGUCAAGGUUUUUGAUAGCAGACCUGUGCUCAAUGUGUCUUUAAAGUAUGGCCGGCUUUUUCUCGAAUGCUUCCUUAAGCUCGGAAUGCCUCUCCUCGACUACAGCUUUAAAAAACACAAGGAGGAUGUUCAGAGUUUACUGAAGACUUUUCAGCUCAGCACCAGGCAGCUCCAUCACAUGUGUGGCCACUCAAAGAUCCGGCAAGACACAGCCCUGACCAACCACGUGCCAGCGCUGAAGAAGCACCUUGAGCAGUUUGUGUAUCGUGUAAAGGCAAUGCUCACUCUGAACCAGUGCCAGGAGGCUUUCUGGCUGGGCAAUCUGAAGAACAGGGAUCUGAAGGGCGAAGAGAUUCUCUCACAACGCUCCCAAGAAAGUGAUGACGAGGAUGAAGAGUCUUCUCAGCUACAAGAGGGGAACGAGGAAAGUGAUGCUGAGGUGAAGGAAAAUGGGCACCAGGAAGACGAGGAAGAGGAAGAGGAUGAGGAAGAGGAGGACUCCGAUGUGUCAGACUGAUCACGCAGCAUACAACCCUCUUUUUAUCCUUUUAUAUCCAUUCACGGUCAGCCUUACAUAUACAGUACUUAAGCUCCUUAAAUUCAAUAACCCAUCGUUUUGAUUUUUCAGCUUGAUAAACUUUAUCAACUUUAAGACUACAAGACAUUAGGGUCAAAAUCUAAACACCAUGCACCCGUAUUGUUAAGACCGGUUUUGCAAGAAAAAUUCUUUCACUUUUAAUACUUGAGUGUUUUUCUUGUUUACAGAUAUCAUUGGGUUUUUUUCUGUUUGAUUACAUUAUAUUCAGAUGUGUGUAUAUGUGUGUGUGUGUGUGUGUGUGUGUGUGUGUGUAUUCAUUUGCCAAUAAAAAUGUUGUCAUGGAUUUACAUUCAAAUUUAUGGCAUUUGGCAGACGCCCUUAUCCAGAGUGACUUACAGAAGUCUCUAUCAGUAAAUACAUACUAAUACUGGUUCACUAGGUCAUGGACGAACAAACCAUCAUUCGAAAAACUGUUGGGGAGGUAAUAUAGUCAGAAAAGCACACAGGCUAUUUAUUUAUUUAUUAAAGUGCUAAUUUAAGUACUUCAGAGCUUAUUUGUCAAAAUCUAUAGUAUUCUGUGAUAAUGUCGUUAAAUCCUACUGGGCUUAGAUCACAAGUCGACAAAUCUGGUGAACCGAGUUUUACUGGAGAAAAACCACUGGUCAUGCUAUAUGACGAGGGUUUUUGUGAUUUGUGCUGUAUCAGGUUAUGUUAAACAGUGCUAAACCAAUGUUCUAGUAUUCUAAUGCUGUUCAUUUUCCUCUCAGUGUGGUCCUUCUAGAGAAUUGCUGAAUGUUUUAAUCACUUCACCAAACAGACCCCCUAUAGCAAUGGUCACCAACCCUGUACCUUGAGGUCUACCUUCGUGCAAGUUUCAUCUCCAACCAAAACCUGUUUUAGCUGAUCAAGAACUUGUUGGUGACCACUGCUCUCUAGAGUCCUUUACAACAGCAGUUCUCAAACUAUUUACAGUUAUAGACCCUGGUAACUGUAGGAACAAAGUUCAAGCACCCUCGUAUGAUUAUUCAUUAGUAUGAAUAAUAUAAUCCAACCACAUACAUAUUAGACACAUUAAGCAAAUAUGUACCAUCAUAUUUAUGCAUGUAUGUAUUUAUUUAUUUCUAAUAGAGCCAUUCGUUUUUUAUUUUAUUCCUGAGCUUUUCACCCACAGUUAUACUGGUUUGUGCAUUGUGUAUCGUAUGACAGCACUCGUAUGACUCCUAGUUGUUGUUGUUUUUUUCUCCAGAAGUUGAUAUUUAGAUAAACAAUAUAAAAACUCCUUAAUAUGAUUGAUAUAGUGUAGUUUUAAACCCAGUCAAUAAAAGUAUUAUUUUAAAAUAAUCUCCACCAUCAUCAUUUCCUUAGCCCUGGACCCCGCUUUAGGAACCAUGGCUUUGUCGUCUGCUAGGUUUACCCUGCCUGUCAAAGGUUCUGGAAGCCUUGGAGUUUCUUAUGUUUUAUUACAGUUUAAUUGCUAUAAUUAAUAUCUAAUUUAUAUUAUACACCUUUGUGUAAUGUAAUGGUUUGCUGUCAGAUCCUAAUGGGAUCAUAAAUGAGUGCUGUAUUAAAGGUAGGUGCACUUGGAUUAUAAACAGGUAAAGCCUGUAGAUAAAAGACUCGCAAUAGAAUUAACUGUAAAAGAAAAAAUACGUGCCUAAAAUACAUUAUUUGAGUGAUCAAGAUGUUUACCUUUUCUAGAUUGUUCCAUUUCUGAUUUCACUGAA